CGCUUAGAAAGAAGGAUGGCUCGCACCAAGCAAACGGCUCGCAAGUCGACCGGCGGGAAGGCGCCCCGCAAGCAACUGGCCACCAAGGCGGCGAGGAAGAGCGCGCCGGCCACGGGCGGCGUGAAGAAGCCUCACCGCUACCGGCCGGGCACCGUGGCCCUUCGCGAGAUCCGCCGCUACCAGAAGUCGACGGAGCUGCUGAUCCGCAAGCUGCCCUUCCAGCGGCUGGUGCGCGAGAUCGCGCAGGAUUUCAAGACCGACCUGCGCUUCCAGAGCUCGGCCGUCAUGGCUCUGCAGGAGGCGAGCGAGGCUUACCUGGUGGGGCUCUUCGAGGACACCAACCUGUGCGCCAUCCACGCCAAGCGCGUCACCAUCAUGCCCAAGGACAUCCAGCUGGCCCGCCGCAUCCGCGGGGAGAGGGCGUAAAAGACGCGCAGC
Ahaetulla prasina is the source of this 438-nucleotide messenger RNA. RefSeq names its product histone H3. The record is from RefSeq and is a predicted model, not a curated record. The coding region runs from base 16 to 426 and encodes 136 amino acids. Lineage: Eukaryota; Metazoa; Chordata; Lepidosauria; Squamata; Colubridae. Gene Ontology annotation, molecular function: protein heterodimerization activity; structural constituent of chromatin; DNA binding. The transcript has a single exon. Gene Ontology annotation, cellular component: nucleosome.